CUGUAGUAAGAGAAAGUAAAAUGAUUCUUUCAGCUGCACUAUUUAAAGUUGAUAAAAGUUUUACCUUUAAAGAUUUACUUUAUCAAGCAAAUAGUUAUUAUGUUUCUGAAGAGAUUGUUAAAGUCUACAUUCAAGUAAAGGAAGAACAAAAUAUAUCACAUAUUCAGUUUACUAUUCAGAAUGAACAAUUAGUGUUCUCUGCAAGCCAAAUUCCUUCAACAUCUAAUGUUUUUAAUAAAAUAAUGAAUGCAGCAACCAGAAAUAGUUUACCAAUUUAA
Molecule: messenger RNA, 278 nt
Organism: Dentiscutata erythropus
Lineage: Eukaryota; Fungi; Glomeromycota; Glomeromycetes; Diversisporales; Gigasporaceae
Source: the annotation of a GenBank genome assembly